CCUCUCUCGACCAAUGUAUAAGAAACAGAGAUUUCACUGAGAGAACUUACAAUGUCUGAAACAUCAUCUUCCAUGUCUUUAACAGAGAGAGUUUAUAAUCAUCUUUGUCUUUCCGAUGUUUCUCUGGCCUUGUUGGGACUCUUUGUUUUCUGUUGCGUGCGUGAGAAGGUAACCAAAAAGCAGGGGCCAACGAUAUGGCCUGUAUUCGGAAUAACUCCAGAGUUCUUUUUUCACAGGAAUGAUGUUUAUGGUUGGGUCACAAGAUGUUUGAAAAAAUGUCGAGGUACCUUUCUUUAUAACGGAAUCUGGCUUGGUGGGUCUUCUGGAGCAGUGACUUGUGUCCCUGCGAACGUUGAAUACAUGCUCAAGACUAACUUCAAGAACUUCCCAAAAGGUGCCUUUUUCAAAGAACGGUUCAAUGAUCUGCUUGAGGAUGGUAUCUUUAAUGCUGAUGCUGAGUCUUGGAAGGAGCAACGACGGAUUAUCAUAACCGAAAUGCAUUCAACCAGGUUCGUGGAGCAUUCCUUUCAGACAACACAAGAUUUGGUAAGGAAGAAGCUGUUAAAAGUGAUGGGGAAUUUUGCAAGAUCUCAAGAGGCUUUUGAUCUCCAAGAUGUGCUCUUGCGCUUGACAUUUGACAACAUCUGCAUCGCUGGUCUAGGUGAUGACCCGGGAACUCUGGAUUCUGAUCUUCCCCUUGUUCCAUUUGCUCAAGCUUUUGAAGAAGCAACGGAAUCUACGCUGUUUAGAUUCAUGAUUCCUCCUUUUAUAUGGAAACCCUUGAAGUUCUUCGACAUCGGGUAUGAGAAAAGUCUCAGGAAAGCUGUUAAGGUCGUCCAUGAGUUUGUCGACAAGAUGGUUGUGGAUCGUAUUUGCAAGCUCAAAGAAGAAGGAACGUUAGGUAACAGAUCCGAUGUCCUCUCACGGAUUAUUGAGAUAGAAAAUCACAAGAAGAGUGAUGAAAAAGAUCCUUCCACCAUCAAAUUCUUUAGACAAUUCUGCACAAGUUUCAUCUUAGCUGGACGAGACACAAGUUCAGUUGCACUUACAUGGUUCUUCUGGGUGAUACAGAAACAUCCAGAAGUUGAAAACAAAAUCAUCUGCGAGAUAACAGAAAUCUUAAGACAGCGAGGGGAUUCUCCAACCAGCAACAAUGAGAGUCUCUUCACGGUCAAAGAACUAAACGACAUGGUAUACCUACAAGCAGCACUUUCAGAAACAAUGAGACUUUACCCUCCAAUACCAAUGGAAAUGAAACAAGCCAUCGAAGACGAUGUUUUCCCCGAUGGAACUUUCAUACGUAAAGGUUCACGGGUUUACUUUGCGACUUACGCCAUGGGAAGGAUGGAAUCCAUAUGGGGAAAAGACUGUGAAACAUUCAAACCAGAGAGAUGGAUCCAAUCAGGGAAUUUCGUGAACGAUGAACAAUUCAAAUACGUUGUGUUUAAUGCUGGGCCAAGGCUGUGUUUAGGAAAAACAUUCGCUUAUCUGCAGAUGAAGACAGUCGCUGCUUCAGUCUUGUCAAGGUACUCAAUAAAGGUUGCUAAAGAUCAUGUAGUUGUCCCCAGAGUUACUACAACCUUGUACAUGAAGCACGGUCUCAAGGUAACCAUCUCACCAAAGUCCCUGGAAGAUAAGGUACAUGUUCAAGAUUAGAGAAUCAAGGUUCACAGAGAUA
Arabidopsis arenosa is the source of this 1678-nucleotide messenger RNA. NCBI's taxonomy places the organism in Eukaryota, Viridiplantae, Streptophyta, Magnoliopsida, Brassicales, Brassicaceae. The record is from the annotation of a GenBank genome assembly.